AUGAACAUAACGUGUGCUUGCUCAUUUGACAUGAAAUUCACAUUUGUGAUGGUUGGAUGGGAGGGAACGACAAAUGAUUCAAGAAUUUUUUGGGAAACGAUUACAAAUAGAGAACAAACUAAGUUUCCUAUGCCUCCUGUGAGGAAAUAUUAUCUUAUUGGCCCAGGGUACACAAAUAUGCCUGGAUUUCUUUCACCGUAUCGUGGAGAAAGAUAUCAUUUGCGUGACUAUAUGGGAGCAACGAGCCCACAAGGCCCGGAGGAGAUAUUUAAUUACACACAUUCUUUACAGCGCAAUGUAAUUGAAAGAUGUUUUGGAAUAUUGAAAGCUAGAUUCCCCAUUCUCAGAGAUAUGCCUCCGUAUGAUUUGAAAAGACAAAAGUACAUAGUUUUGUCUUGCUGUGUUAUCCACAAUUUCAUAAAAAUGUGCAAGGAUGGGGAUUCCUUGUUUAUACAUUAUGCGGAUGAAAAUGUCGAACUUGAAGAUGAUGAAACCACACCUAAUGAAUCUGAAGAACUAGUGACUCCUAGUGUUAGUCAAAGUGAACUUCGUCGAAUGGCUGAGUUUCAAGAUCUUCUAGCAAAACGAUUGCGGGAAAGACAAAAUCCACAAUGA
Spinacia oleracea (spinach) is the source of this 615-nucleotide messenger RNA. RefSeq lists its product as uncharacterized. The record is from RefSeq and is a predicted model, not a curated record. The transcript has a single exon. The coding region runs from base 1 to 615 and encodes 204 amino acids. NCBI's taxonomy places the organism in Eukaryota, Viridiplantae, Streptophyta, Magnoliopsida, Caryophyllales, Amaranthaceae.